Messenger RNA from Erythranthe guttata (spotted monkey flower), 1615 nucleotides. RefSeq names its product transcription factor DIVARICATA. Lineage: Eukaryota; Viridiplantae; Streptophyta; Magnoliopsida; Lamiales; Phrymaceae. Gene Ontology annotation, molecular function: DNA binding. The record is from RefSeq and is a predicted model, not a curated record.
UAUAAGGAAUUGAUGUGGGGUGCAUUGUGCCAUGAGAAAUAUAAUUUGAGGGUGGAUUUUGCCAAUUUAAAAUAUUAGGGUGCAAAGCGCCAAUUAGCGUUAAUUAUGGGGUGCAAAAUGCAAUUCACCCCAAAUAUACAAAAUAAAAAAUCUCCAACAUAAAUAUAUAAUUUCAAAAAAAAAAAUAAAAAAUUAUCAGCAAUUGAGAACGAGAAAUAUGGCAUGGGGAGGGAGAACUUCGUGAGUGAUUCGCAUGGCAGACUACAAACUAAAUCAAAUACCCAAAUCGCAAUAUCUGGAAAUCCACAUGCUUAUCUGCGCACUCCACAUUUUCCGUCAAACAAUCGGCACCAUGUCCAAACUCCGGCCACCGUCACGGUUGCGGCAGAGGAAGCAGCCGGUGUGUCUGCGGCGACGGGAUGGCUGCGUCUUUCCUCAUAAGAAGCUUUCCCAGUUGCCUCGAGAAUGGAUACAGAUUGGACAGUCAGCAGCAGCUCCUGGUAUUGGGAGGAGGACAAAAUAUUUAGGAAUUCGUACUGGACUAGGGAGGAGGAUAAGGCAUUCGAGAAUGCUCUUGCACUUUACCAUGAUGACCCCAAUCAGUGGGAAAAGAUUGCAGAGGCAGUUCCCGGGAAAACAAUCGAAGACUUAAAACUUCACUAUGAAGACUUACGUGCUGAUGUGGUGGCAAUUGAGUCUGGCGAUGUACCUCUGCCUAAGUACCCAAAUAACGUCAGUGUUCCCCAAAUGAGUAAGAAACCACCGAGAAGAGGUGUGAAACGGGGUAUUCCUUGGUCGGUAAAGCAACAUAGGCAAUUUCUCGAGGGGUUGGAGAAGUACGGGAAAGGUGAUUGGAAGAGCAUUGCAAGAAACUGUGUGGCGGGCAAAACAAACAGCCAGGUGGCAAGCCAUGCUCAGAAAUACUUCAAACGUCUGAAGUUAGGCAGUAAGAAGGGCAAAAGGCCAAGCAUCAACGAUAUUAGAACUGUCCACCCUGAGACCACCCCGCCAGCUGUCGAGGAGCCAGCACUGCCUGUGUAUCCGAAAGGAGCUUCAACAAGUAUUGCUCCUUUCGGCGGUGUAACGUCUGGCCCUCAGUUUGCUAGCAGCCAGGCUAUGAUGAUGUCAGCAGAGGCGGACCCAGGUUUGCCAGCGUGGAGCAUGUUCGUGGGCCCGUAUGGUAGCCAGCCGAUAAUUCAGGAGCCCGUGUGUUCAUCAGCUGAGAUGAUGUCAGCGUAUUGUUAUUAUCAUCCUCGUACUGAAAGGAUGGUGCAAGAGAGUGGUGGUGUGGCUGCUGCUUCUUAUGGUUCGUUUGAUAUUCCUUUUACCUCGGAGUUUGGGGAUCUUGAUGUGGAAGAGUUUGUGCUGCCUCAUUUCUUGGACUGAAGCGUUUGGCGCUUGCUAAGUCAAAACUUAUUAAGUAGUAUUCAGAUGGUGAAUUUAGUAUGGAUAAUAAUAUGUAAGGUGUGAUGUUUAUAAUGUUACUUAGACCUAUUGUAUGUAUUGUUGUGCAGUAUAUAUAUAUAUAUAUAGAUACAACUGUUGGCUUAUUUUAUGUUGAUUGAGCUUUUGAUGUUGUGUUUGGACGAAUUCCAGAUGAGUAAUGUUUGGGUUU